Molecule: messenger RNA, 1204 nt
Organism: Cryptococcus amylolentus CBS 6039
Lineage: Eukaryota; Fungi; Basidiomycota; Tremellomycetes; Tremellales; Cryptococcaceae
Exons: 7
Coding region: 149-1159 (336 amino acids)
Biological process (GO): protein catabolic process
Molecular function (GO): protein-N-terminal glutamine amidohydrolase activity; protein-N-terminal asparagine amidohydrolase activity
Source: RefSeq, a predicted model, not a curated record
GUUGACAUCACCGGCUGAUCAUCCUGCAUCUCUAACAAUCUAGUCUUCUGAUCAUUCCACUUCUCAGCCGACCUCUACAACACUCUACCCAAACAAACCACACUCCACUAUCUUUUUCCUCAAAAGAACCCUCGGUUUCUGUCGCAAAAUGAGCAAUUCUCCGCCUUCACCUGCAGCGUCGAGGUCGCGCUCGCCGGCACCCGUCUAUCGGAGAACGCCUCUGAGGUCUGCUUGUGUCCAGUACGACGUCAAGCUAGGCAAAGUCAAAGAAAACGUCGCCAAGGUCGAGGAGAUGACAAAAUGGCUCACUCCCGGCUCAUUGGAUCUCCUCGUUCUCCCCGAAAUGUGUCUAUCCGGCUACAUCUUCCCCACCCCCGCCUCCAUCAUGCCAUACCUCGAACCGCCGAGGAUCGGCCCGACGUCGCUUCUUGCACGAUCUCUGAGUACCCGAUUGAAAUGUCAUGUUAUCGCUGGAUAUCCUGAGAGACUGGAGGAUGCGCAGCAAAGCGGUGUGGUCUCGGGAGAAGCAGGUGCCGAUUCGGAAAUGUCGAAAGCCGCUGGCGUGGGGUACAACUCUGCCCUGAUCUCAUCGCCUUCCGGGGAGAUAGUCGGCAACUACCGGAAAACUUUCCUUUUCGAUACCGACAAGAACUGGGCGAGAGCAGGCGACGGGUUCAAGCAUUUCGAUCUAGGAGGAGCGCUGGGUAGAGUGGUGGUGGGGAUCUGUAUGGACAUGAAUCCGAAAGAUUUUGUCGCUCCGUGGGACGCCUUCGAGCUUGCCAACUUUGUCCGUGACAACGCAGUAGAUACCCUCGUCGUCCCUAUGAACUGGCUCGACCCCCCCGCCGAGCCUCCCAACGAAGACCCUCCACAAAAUCCUCUACAACCAUCCAUCUCAAACCUCAACUACUGGGCAGCACGAUUGACGCCAUUACACGACCCCGCGCCUGGCUAUUCUCCUCCAUUUCAUUCCGAAGGCGGCGAAGGAAAGGAAGGGAAAGAGGUCGUUUUUGUAACUUGCAACAGAGUCGGCGAAGAAGCUGGGACGAAAUUCAUUGGUACCAGUAGCGUGCUCUCCAUGUCGAGCGAUCCGUCUAGAAUAGAGCUUAUAGAGUGUUGUAAUAUUUCGGAAGAGAGGGUUUUGCUGGCAGAAGUGUAACAUCGAUCAAAGCAUGCAUUGCAUGCAAAAUUCAUGUGCUGGUGG